This is a messenger RNA of Lactuca saligna, 610 nucleotides long. Lineage: Eukaryota; Viridiplantae; Streptophyta; Magnoliopsida; Asterales; Asteraceae. The record is from the annotation of a GenBank genome assembly.
AUGAAGCCCUUUUCGUCUGGGACGCGUCUAAGGGACAUUAUUAGGGCAAUACGAGCCUGCAAAACUGCUGCAGAAGAGCGUGCUGCUGUUAGAAAAGAAUGUGCUUCUUCACUCUUAUCUUUCCUAGAUCUUAACCACACCAAUCAGUACAUUGUGGGACUAGCUCUUUGUGCUUUGGGUAAUACAUGUUCUGCAGAAAUGGCUCGUGAUCUUGCACCUGAAGUUGAAAGAUUGCUGCAAUUUCGAGAUCCAAAUAUUCAAAAGAAAGCAACAUUGUGCUUAAUAAGGAUUGUAAAGAAGGUCCCUAACCUUGCAGAAAAUCUUGUCAACCCUGUUGUUUCCUUACUUAAAGAAAAACAUCAUGGGGUUCUUUUAAUAGCAAUCCAGCUCUGUACAGAUCUCUGUAACCUUAAUGAAGAGGCUCUUGAAAUUUUUAGGAAGAAAUGCACAGAGGUGUUGGUGAAAGUUUUGAAGGAUGUUGUCAACAACCCAUAUGCUCCUGAAUAUGAUGUUUCAGGUGGCAACAAAAACUGAGUCAAACAAGAAUGCAGGGAAUGCAAUACUUUAUGAAUGUGUAGAAACCAUUAUGAGCAUUGAAGAUAGCAGUGGU